ACCCGUUAGUUGCAUGCUAGGUUUGCAUCUUGCAAGUUGCAAGGUGUGCUACUAUCAUUUCAAGGUUUACAGUAGCAUAUACAGUUGUACCUACAGUUGAUCUUCGACAUCCAAGUACCUAGUACACUACUAUUCAAAAACUCGCGAUGUCCUCAAAAACACCGAAGCCCGAACACUUGGUAAUCGUAUGCUGCCACGGCGUCUGGGUUGGUGGUCCAGCGCGGGGUCACGAUGAGAAUGAGUGGCUCAUUGCCAAUUUCCAAAAGGGCGAGACACCAACUUUUAUCGAGCACAUUAAAGCCGGACUUCGCGUGAUGGCAGAAGAUGAUAGAGCGGAGUUGUUCUUUUCUGGUGGCCCCACAAGACCCGAAACCCGAAUAACAGAAUCACAGAGCUAUGCUAAGUUAGCCAGAGACAACGACUGGUUUGGAAUCGUGCCCGCCACUGCCGCGGGGCGAAUUCACGUCGAGCUCAAGGCGCUGGACUCUUAUUACAAUGUUCUAUUUUCGGUCCUCGACUUCUGGGAUGUCUUUGAAGGUUGGCCGAGGAAGAUCACCAUAGUCAGCCACGCCUUCAAGCGUGAGCGGCUGGUCGAUUGCCAUUGUGCCGCUAUCGGGUUUCCGUUAGAUCGGGUCGAUUUCGUCGGUAUAGACCCCCCGGGAAUGAUCGACGGGACCAACGAGGCUGUCAUCAAAGGUAUUACGGAAGCGAUUGCACAGUGGGAAGAGGAUCCCCAUGGCAGAGGUGAGCUUCUGGCUGAGAAGAGGAGGAAGAGAAACCCGUGGGGGAUAAGCCAGACUAUCUUUUGGGACGAGGGGCGUUUAAGUCGCAGUGGUGUACGGUUGGGAUUCCACGAAACAGGGGAGGCAUAUCUUCUUGAUGGACAUCCUCAACCAUGGUCCCGAUGUCAUAACUUAUAAGCCACCAUGUUGAAUUGAAGACAAUAUUUAGAAUCAGAUCUUAGAAGAUGCGGCGUUCUUCUCGCCGUCGGCUAGAGCUAUACUAGAGAGGAUAAACUUCACAGCAUCAUCCCUCAUUUCAGUAUUGAACACAUGCCCAGCACCAGGGUAAACAUUGUCUUCCACGUAGAUGCCACCAUCCUUAUACCACGUGCUGGCGGCGUCCUUGAAGAAUCCGAGAAACGGCGCACUAGCGACAUAGGGAACAAGCUUAUCCUUUCCACCAGAAAGGACCUGGAAUCUCUUCCCCGAGAUCUUACUGUCAAGUAAGGGCCGUAGCCUUUCCUGUUCUGCAGCUGAGAUGGGCGAGACUAUCGGGUUAGUACCAAAUAAUAAGCCUUUUGGGUCAUAUUUUUUGCACGUGGCGACUAAUGCGUUCGGGAAGUCCUUGCUUCCCAAGAACGAUGCGCCGUUAUCUUGGGUUGA
Molecule: messenger RNA, 1385 nt
Organism: Hypoxylon fragiforme
Lineage: Eukaryota; Fungi; Ascomycota; Sordariomycetes; Xylariales; Hypoxylaceae
Exons: 2
Coding region: 147-920 (257 amino acids)
Cellular component (GO): cytoplasm
Source: RefSeq, a predicted model, not a curated record